AAUUUAACUUUUGAUGAAGCGAAACCAGAAAAACAACAACAACCAGGAUGGCAUCGAAAAGCUUACAUUCAAAACUCAGAUCGCUGCUACCCAGGAGAUGCCCUCACAUCAGGACUGCUACGACGGCGGCGGCCACCAGGGGUACUACUCAAGCCAACUCACACUACCCACCCAGCUCAACCCAAAUCAAACGACCAUCAACAUCAUCCUAUGUCCCAUCCACUCGAUCAAAAAUGUCAUUCACUCGACCAACACCAUCUCAAAUUGAUCCUGUGCUAAACACGAACGAAACCGAUCGAACAGAGCUGACUCGAACAGCAAAGAGAACUCGGAAAAGAGAGAAGCCCCUAUCAGAAGAGGAACAAGAGAAACAAAGACUAGAGAGGGAAGAAGAACUAACUGCGAAUCUAGAGAAAUCCUUCAAACCACCCAAGAUUCUAUUUGAAAAUGAGAAAGUGGUCGUGAUCGAUAAACCAGCUGGUUGUGCGCUACAGGCAGAACUUGGAUCUGAAGCAUACAUUAGAUGGAAACUAAUUAUGGAUUAUCUCGAAAAAAGACGAGGAAAGCUAUUCAUAGUCCACAGGUUGGAUAAAUCGACCACCGGACCACUAAUCCUAGCCAAGUCAUCCACUGCAUCAAGAACACUCUCGACCCAAUUCAAGAACUCGACCGUCAAGAAGACCUACUAUGCGGCCAUCCAGUUCCUAGGUGAUAGGAUUGGUCCAAUUCAGGAUGCUAAAUCCUCCGGUCAGAUCGAAUGUAGGAUGAGGGACAGUAAGGAUCGGAUGGUGAUUGCCGAAUCAAAUCGAACCGGCACGGAUUGUAAGCAAACUAAAACAAAUUGGGAAUUAGUUACCGCAACAUCAAACCAUGCAAUUGUCAGAUUGACACCACAGACUGGCCGAAAACAUCAACUUCGACUACAUUGUUCGAGAUUCUUGGCUGGACCGAUUGUCGGUGACUUCAAGUAUGACUUCCGCUAUCUCAGCUAUCAAUCCCAAAAGGCCAUCCAUAACUUCUUAAAUCGGGAGGCACCAGGAAGGCUCUUGUUACACUGUUCUGAAAUCGAAUUCAAGCUUUACAAGAAAGAGCAGCCCCGAGAGUAUACAGUUCGUGUCAGUAGUCCCCUUCAUGAUGAUUUCAGGAUCGUUUGUGAUCAGCUGGAUCUCAGCACGAACGCGAUACACUAGUCCAUUCAACAUAUCUAUCAUGGUCAUGUGGGCCUUGGAUCAGAGUGGAUGAGGGAUCUGGAAAGAUGCCACAUGUGAUCGACAGAAGGGCAUGACUCGUAAUAACAUCUAAAAAUCAUCACUUUUUUUUCUAAAACAAAAAAGUGCAACAGCACGUCCCUCCAGUAUGUACAAUAAUUUUCUAAUCGAGAUCAUAGUAAUUCCAUGGUGACCGGAACGGCUUGGAUGAUCUCAUCUCAACCGGGUCCAGUUUCUGGGUUCAUGGAGUUCAUAAGUCCCCCAAUCCAUGGCGCCCACUGAUUCCAAGUUGAAUGGGAGAUCCCUGUGCAGUUUUCUCAAAGUAUUUUGUUAUUACAAAUAACGAAGCCAUUCAAUGGAAUAUGAUGUACUUUCUUCCUUGUAUAGUUUCGUAUCAGCUUUUGUCGCAUGUACCGAUUUGAUCACGGUAUUUGAAGCUUGGCUUCCUUGUAGCGACAGUAUACUCUCCUUA
Puccinia graminis f. sp. tritici CRL 75-36-700-3 is the source of this 1680-nucleotide messenger RNA. RefSeq lists its product as uncharacterized. Gene Ontology annotation, molecular function: RNA binding; pseudouridine synthase activity. The coding region runs from base 48 to 1190 and encodes 380 amino acids. Gene Ontology annotation, biological process: pseudouridine synthesis. NCBI's taxonomy places the organism in Eukaryota, Fungi, Basidiomycota, Pucciniomycetes, Pucciniales, Pucciniaceae. The record is from RefSeq and is a predicted model, not a curated record. The transcript is spliced from 6 exons.